Molecule: messenger RNA, 654 nt
Organism: Triticum turgidum subsp. durum (durum wheat)
Lineage: Eukaryota; Viridiplantae; Streptophyta; Magnoliopsida; Poales; Poaceae
Source: the annotation of a GenBank genome assembly
AUGCCGCCGCCGCGUGUCCUCCUGAUCGUCCUCCUCCUGCUCUCCUCCGCGCGCAGCAGCCUGGAGGCGGAGGAGUCGGCGAGGGCCCUCAGCGUCGGCAAUGAGCUGGUGGGCGAGACGAUGCCGCUCCGCCACGGCCGGAGGGUCUACAGGCUCGCCGGGCUGCGGCCGCCCGCGUGGUACGAAGUCAAGAUCUCCUACCCGGCCUCCAUACCGUCCAGCUUUUCGAUUCGGCUCGUGAGCGAUCCUGAUGCUGUGGAGGACCAGGGGAGUAAGAACAGGAGGCUGCUCAACACGGAGAAGAUCAUUUUCCAGGCUGAGAGCACCAAGCCGGUUUAUGUUCUUGUCACGGUGGAGCCUGAGGGUGUGGUUGCGAAGCCAAAUGUAUCGGAGAGAGAGCUUGCCCUGUUCAACAUUGGUAAAGGUCUUGAAAUUUGUAGAACAUUCUUCCAUACAACGAAAUAUAAGUCACUAAUAUGUACAAUGUGUGAUGAACUUUUGCUGGGGAUCCCUUGCUUUGCCUGGUGGGUUGGAAUUGCAGCAGUGAUUUGCCUUGUGUUGGCAUCACUAGCACCGUAUUUCCUCCCGAUCCACAAGCUACUUAACUACGAAACUGCAAAGUCGACCGACGCCGAUGCAGCCAAGCUAUCGUGA